AUGGAUGGACCUUCGCAGGAUGGCAACGAGCCGGUCAGAAUAAUAAGAACAACUAGAACUCAUUUGUUGUGUCUAUCCAGAGCUCACAACAAAUUUUCAAUUCAGCUAUACCAAGAAUUUGCAAAAGAUGGCAAGCGGCCGGGUAAUUUUGUAAUAUCUCCUGUCAGUGUAUCUCUCGGAUUAGGAAUGAUACACAUUGGUGCUCGCGGUUCUUCAAGAGAAGAGUUGAACAAAUCGUUACAUCUGCACGAAGUUCAGGAUAAUCAACUACUUCCAGCUUAUGCUGCCCUGCACUGGGAUGUGACAAAAACUGCACAGCCAAGAGGAGGAAUAUUCGAGUUUGCCAUAAGACUUUUUGCCCAACCUGGUCAUGUAAUGACAGCAGCAUACGAGCGGAUCUGCUCGAGAUAUGAUAUUACAAGAAUGAAAAAUGUUGAUUUUCGUAAUAGACCUGAUUUAGCUCGUAAAGAAAUCAAUCAAUGGGCGGAAGAAAAAACUCAUGGUCGUGUCAAGGACGUUUUGCCAACAGGAAUCGCCGAUACAGACACAAGUUUAUUGCUGCUUUGUGCAACAUAUGCAAAAUUGUCUUUUUUAUACCCAUUUGAUAAAAAGAAAACCACUUGCUUACCUUUUUAUUUGCACAUGGAGGCCCCACAAGUACCGAUGAUGUAUCAGAGACGAUGUUUUCGAAUGGCAUUUAUUUAUAAACUUGACUGCGAUAUUUUAGAAUUACCAUUAUCGAGCGGAGAAUUAAAAUUUCUUGUUUUACUGCCAAGAAGAUCCGAAAAUAUUACACGUCUCGAAAUGAAGUUGUCGAGAUCAGUUUUGGAUAACGCACUCGAUCGAAUGCAAGAAGAAUUAGUAGACGUUUACUUGCCAAAAUUCCGUUAUGAAUUGGGAAUAAUAUGUUGGGAUGCUCUUGUCAAAUUGGGAAUAAAAAACUUGUACAUUAGCGGAAAAGCGGAUUUUUCAGGUCUUGAUGGUACAACGUCCCUCUUCCUUUCAAGAGUUUUUCACCAUUUGUGCUUUGAAAUAGACGAAGGCGCGUCGACACCGGCAACGGAAGUUAAUUCUUCUAUAGGGCCUGACACCAGCGUCCAGCAACAGGUUCCGAAAAUUUUUCGAGCCGAUCAUCCAUUUUUAUUUUUAGUGAUAGAAGAACGAACUGCAGCAAUCCAUUUCAUUGGCCGUGUUUUCCGUCCUCAAACAUCAAGUGUCGCUUCGGUUACAUGA
Molecule: messenger RNA, 1233 nt
Organism: Helobdella robusta
Lineage: Eukaryota; Metazoa; Annelida; Clitellata; Rhynchobdellida; Glossiphoniidae
Exons: 2
Coding region: 1-1233 (410 amino acids)
Molecular function (GO): serine-type endopeptidase inhibitor activity
Source: RefSeq, a predicted model, not a curated record